UAUAACACUGCACUAGCACUGCAUUAAGAUCCCAUUCCGAACUCAAUUAGGAAAGAAAACACCUACGAGUGUCAAAAUUUACAGCAUCCAUCAUAACCUCAAAUAAAACUAAACAUUAGAAAAAUGAACACCCUCAGAUUGCUAGUUCCACGAAUUAUUUCUAGAAGAGCGUCUACUUUGUCCCAUAAUAAUAAUGCGACAUCACAAAUCGAAGCACCAGUUGUCAGUGAUAAACUUAUUAAAACCUUAGAAUUGGAAGUGCGAGGCAAUGAACCUGCCGUAAUUAAGAGUUUUUGUAAAUUCGCCGUCACGGCGGGCAAUCAUUUCGGAUUGGAAACCAAAUCGUGGAGUUUAAAGAAACCAGUGCACGAACGUUACACCGUUCUGAAGUCAGUGCACAUCUACAAGAAACACAGGGUUCAGUAUGAAACUAGAACUUAUUAUGCCUUUUUGCAAUACCACAAAUUAACAGGCUCAACUGCUGACACUCUUUUGGAAUAUGUGGAAAGGAAUUUGCCUGAAGGAGUAGCUUUGAAAGCUACCAAAGUUGAAGUACAAGAAAUGCCUGAACAUUUGCAUUAAUAGUAGGUUUUUUUUAUUUUAAAUAAAAUAUUGAUCAUUACAAGUCUGAUAGUUCUUCUUCAUCUCCCCCAAUAGCAUUCCAAAAAGCAGACACCAUUUGUUCUGCGCACUGUUUCCUCUGAUUCAAAGGCAAAGAUUGCAGACUGUCUUUCAUCAUGUGUAAAUGGGAAAACAGUUCAGAAAAAUUGUCUUCCUCUGAAAGGUCUUCUGCUGGAGAAUCAGGCUUUUCUGCUUUGUUGUUUUUGAAUUUUUUCAUUACUAAAUUUGACCAGGUGUGUGCUUGUAAAGCUUCAACAACUCUAUGUAUACCAAAUUUUUCCUGGAUUAUGUCUUGUUCUGCAUUUUGAAUGCUUUGCUCAUCUGAAGGGUAUAAUUCAAUUAGUUCGAAGCCCUUAUUUAAGCACCAUUCAGUGGCUUCUGUUUUAGUUAUUUUUGUGUCUUCAUUACAGUAAUUUGCAAUAAUUAAUUUGAUCU
Ceutorhynchus assimilis (cabbage seed weevil) is the source of this 1056-nucleotide messenger RNA. Lineage: Eukaryota; Metazoa; Arthropoda; Insecta; Coleoptera; Curculionidae. The record is from the annotation of a GenBank genome assembly.